This is a messenger RNA of Seminavis robusta, 654 nucleotides long. The record is from the annotation of a GenBank genome assembly. Lineage: Eukaryota; Bacillariophyta; Bacillariophyceae; Naviculales; Naviculaceae.
AUGAAAAUCUCUCAGACACUUCUCCUGGUGUUGACUACAUUGGUAGCCGUGUGGGCUCAGGAAGAGCACCAUCAAGAGCAGCACCAUCAUGAAGCUCCACCACCACCGAACUGCGACGCCAUUUGCGAAGAAAAAGUUCGACAAGCGGUUCAACCAGUUCAGGACGAAAAAGUCCGUGCGGAAGAAUGGGGACAUGGAGUGAAAAGAGAACUCGAUGAAGCCUACAAUAAAUUGCGAGCAGCAGAAGGACAGGUGGAACAGUUGCGCAACCAGCUUGGAGAACAGGAACGUAGAGCUGCCGAUUUUGAACGUUCCUCCAAUGACCUACGGGGAAAUCUAGAAAACACCCAACGUGAUUUGGACGGCUCCCGACGAGAAUUGGAAGGAGCUCGACGAGAAUUGGACCAAAUGAAGCAUGAUCAUCAGGUCGAAGUCGAGGAUUUGAGGACAAAAACAGAAGAAUCCACUCGUUCUCUUGGUAGAAUUCAAUUUGCUUUGGAUGAAGCUCACGAUCAAGUCAAAGAAAUGGAAAGUGCCAGAGUUACCGUGAAUUUGAAGGGAAUUGCAGAUGACGUGAAGGUCUACUGGAAAAAUUUGCUGACUUGGUGGACUGGCUUGGUCAUGCCCGACAAGAAAAACGAUGAGGACCUCUAG